Chaetomium globosum CBS 148.51 is the source of this 1089-nucleotide messenger RNA. RefSeq lists its product as uncharacterized. Bases 1 to 1089 code for a protein of 362 amino acids. The record is from RefSeq and is a predicted model, not a curated record. Gene Ontology annotation, molecular function: oxidoreductase activity, acting on the CH-OH group of donors, NAD or NADP as acceptor. The transcript is spliced from 2 exons. Lineage: Eukaryota; Fungi; Ascomycota; Sordariomycetes; Sordariales; Chaetomiaceae.
AUGCCGCCAUAUGCCACUCCGCCGCAGCGCGACUCCUGGUUCGCGCCGCUCUCGAUAGACCUCUUCGUCAAGGUCCUCAAGACCAGCUUCUUCCACCCCUUUAUCGCAUGGAUCGUCCCGCUCUGCUUCCGCGCCCAGAACAUGUUCUGGGACGCGCCGCCUAUGCUGGUGUCGAUUGCCUGGGCUUCCAUUAUCUCGUUGUCUUGGAUCGCCGGGGCUAUCAACAACAGGUUGGCGUUUGGCCUGCCGCGCGAGGUGGAUCUGAGCGAAGAGGUCAUCGUCAUCACGGGCGGCGCCAGCGGGCUGGGCCUGCUGAUUGCUGAGGUGUACGGGAUGCGCGGGGCCACGGUCGCCGUGCUGGACGUUGCGGAAAUGGAGAAUGGCGAGGCGCGAGGUGUCACAUACUACAAGUGCGACGUGACAGACAAGGACCAGCUCGCGCAGGUGGCAGCCAAGAUUGAGAAAGAUCUCGGCACUCCCACAAUCCUAAUCAACAACGCGGCCAUCGUCAUCGGCAAGCCCCUCCUCUCCAUGACCUUCCCCGAGAUCGACAAGUCCCUCACCACCAACCUCGUCAGCCACUUCUACACGCUCAAGACCUUCCUGCCAGCCAUGGCACGCAGCGAGGUUGGCGGCACCGUGGUCACCGUGUCGUCGGUCAUCGGCACGGUGGGCGCGGCGCACCUAACCGACUACGCGGCGGCCAAGGCCGGCAUCUCGGCGCUGCACCGCUCGCUCACGGCCGAGCUGCGCGCGUCGCACCCGCAGAUCCGCACUGUGCUCGUCACCCCGGGCCAGCUGAGCACCCCGCUCUUCUACGGCGUGCAGACCCCGAACCGCUUCCUCGCCCCCGUGGUGGAGCCCGUCGACGUCGCCAAGGAGGUGAUUGCCGCCAUCGACAACGGGAGGAACGCCGCCAUCGGCAUGCCGCUGUAUGCACGCUGGAUUGAUUGGUAUAACGUGCUGCCCGUCGGGCUCCAGGCGGUGGCGAGGAAGGUGGCCGGCGUGGAUACGGCUAUGAAGUCGUUUGUGGGGAGGAGAGGGUCGGCGAAAGAGAAGAAGGAAGGGCCUUUAAUACAGGGGUUUUAG